Molecule: messenger RNA, 1092 nt
Organism: Atta colombica
Lineage: Eukaryota; Metazoa; Arthropoda; Insecta; Hymenoptera; Formicidae
Product: NEDD8-conjugating enzyme UBE2F-like
Exons: 5
Coding region: 167-709 (180 amino acids)
Source: RefSeq, a predicted model, not a curated record
UUGAAGCUUGUGAUUUUGUUCAUAGAUUUACAUUGCGCAAUAAAAUAAUUGAAAAUAAGCAGAAAUGAAAAAGCCUCCUUUACACAUGCUUUAAUGUAUGGGAUUCAGGCGAUACGAAAACGAGGCUAAUUAAAUUUGGCAACGAAAGUUUUUAGUGCAGUUUAAUAUGAUCACGUUACGAGGAAAACUCAAAAAGGACAAUGACAUAGCAAAUUCAAAGAAUUACAACAGGCGAGUCUCAAUACGAGAUAAAUUACUGAUCAAAGAGGUACAGGAAAUGGAACAGACGUUGCCAGUAACUUGUAAAGUCACAUUUAAAGAUCCACAUUGUCUUCAUGAAUUUAUCUUAUUAAUUAUGCCAGAUGAGGGAUACUGGAUUGGUGGCCAUUUCUAUUUUCAAAUUUAUAUAAGUGAAGAUUACAACAUGGCGCCGCCAGUGGUAAAAUGCUUAACGAAGUUAUGGCAUCCUAACAUAAGCGAGGAUGGUGAUGUAUGCCUAUCUAUUUUAAGACAAAGUAGUAUUGAUGGCAUGGGAUGGGCACCAACACGUAAACUAAAAGACGUUGUAUGGGGUUUAAAUUCUCUUUUCACUGAUCUCUUAAACUUUGACGAUCCUUUGAAUAGAGAUGCAGCAGAUUUGUUUAUUAAGGAUAAAGAAUCUUUUCGAAGUAAAGUUAAAGAUUAUGUAAUGCAAUAUGCAAAAAGAUGAUUUAUAUUGUAACAUUUUAAUUAACAAAUAAUUAUUUACAUUUUUCAAAUUGGUUCCGUGCCUCUUUUUAGUAUAUGAGUACAGAAUUUGCUCAAAUCUGCUUUAGGUUAAUUAUGAUUUAAAUCAAUUUAAUAUUGCUAGUCUUUUUAUCUGAAAGAGAUUAUCAUCGCUUUCAGUUUCAUAUAAUUCAAUUUUUGGAUUGUUAUAGCGAAAUUAUAUUAAUACACUUUAAUUAUGAUCUAUAUCAUUAUGUAUGAAGGAAAUGUAAACAUUAAAAAUUAAAAGUACAUCAUGUGCACAAUGUUUUUUUUCUCUUGACGAGACAUUGUAAUGCCAACGAGCAAUUGUAAAUAAAGUGGGUGUUUAAUAUAUUUAAGUAACUA